Echinops telfairi (small Madagascar hedgehog) is the source of this 3091-nucleotide messenger RNA. It is a transcript of the gene SCYL3, whose product is annotated as SCY1 like pseudokinase 3. Gene Ontology annotation, biological process: protein phosphorylation. The transcript is spliced from 15 exons. The record is from RefSeq and is a predicted model, not a curated record. Lineage: Eukaryota; Metazoa; Chordata; Mammalia; Afrosoricida; Tenrecidae. The coding region runs from base 257 to 2470 and encodes 737 amino acids. Gene Ontology annotation, molecular function: ATP binding; protein kinase activity.
AGACUGUAGGUGUAGUGGCUGCUGCCUCACGGGGGAGGCAGGGAGCUUGGUGUCAACAGGGGCGAAUAGGGGACCGGAGCCACUACCCUCUGCCGCCUUCCCCCAGCCGCCGUCCCGCAGGCAGAGUUUACCCUGGACAUAGAAUAUAACCCUCAACUCCAUCCGUAGACUUCUGUCAACAACCACCAUGCUGCCAAAACAAUAAGGUCUGCUUAGCAUUGUAGAAGAGCUGCAGUACAGCCUCACUGCAUAAGGAAUGGGAUCAGAGAAUAGUGCUUUAAAAAGCUAUACAUUGAGAGAACCACCAUUUACCUUACCUUCUGGACUUGCUGUUUAUCCAGCUGUACUGCAAGAUGGAAAAUUUGCUUCAGUGUUUGUAUAUAAGAGAGAAAACGAAGACAAAGUUAAUAAAGCUGCCAAGCACUUGAAGACACUACGCCACCCUUGCUUGCUAAGAUUUUUGUCUUGUACUGUGGAAGCAGAUGGUAUUCAUCUUGUCACAGAGCGAGUUCAACCUCUGGAGGUCGUUUUGGAAACACUGUCUUCUGCAGAGGUCUGUGCUGGGAUCUAUGACAUACUGCUGGCCCUUAUCUUCCUACAUGACAGAGGAAACCUAACACACAACAACAUCUGCUUGUCGUCUGUGUUUGUGAGUGAAGAUGGGCAUUGGAAGCUCGGAGGCAUGGAAACCGUGUGUAAGGUUCCUGAGGCCACCCCAGAGUUUCUAAGGAGCAUUCAGUCAGUAAGAGACCCAGCUUCUGUUCCUCCUGAAGAGAAGUCUCCAGAAUUCACAGCUCUGCCGGAGCCCCACGGACACGCCCGGGAUGCCUAUUCCUUUGGAAUGUUGGUGGAAAGUGUGCUCGGCACCUUGAGUGGUGAGGUUACAGCGGAUCUUCUCUCCAGCUUUCAUCAGACCUUGCACUCAACUUUGCUAAACCCCAUUGCAAAUGAUCGGCCAGCGCUCUGUACCCUACUCUCCCAUGACUUCUUCAGAAAUGAUUUUCUAGAAAUUGUGAAUUUUUUGAAAAGUUUAACAUUGAAGAGUGAAGAAGAAAAAACUGAAUUUUUCAAAUUUCUGCUGGAUCGAGUCAGCUGCUUGUCAGAGGAAUUAAUAGCCUCAAGGCUGGUACCGCUUCUGCUUAAUCAGUUGGUGUUUGCAGAACCAGUAGCUGUUAAGAGUUUUCUUCCUUAUCUGCUUGGUCCCAAAAAAGAUACCGUGCAGGGAGAAACUCCCUGCUUGCUGUCGCUGGCACUGUUCCAGUCUCGGGUGAUCCCUGUGCUUCUGCAGCUGUUUGAGGUUCACGAGGAGCACGUGCGGAUGGUGCUGCUGUCUCACAUUGAGGCUUACGUGGAGCACUUCACGCAGGAGCAGCUGAGGAAAGUCGUCUUGCCACAGGUAUUACUGGGCCUGCGGGAUACCAGCAAUUCCAUUGUGGUGAUUACUCUCCAUAGCCUGGCAGUGCUGGUCUCUCUACUUGGACCAGAGGUAGUUGUGGGAGGAGAAAGAACAAAGAUCUUCAAACGUACUGCCCCAAGUUUUACUAAAACUACUGACCUUUCCCCAGAAGAUUCUCCCAUGCACGUCGCCUGCAGCCAGCACAGUCACAUCGCGCCAGUCUUGGAGAAUCCUUCCUCUAGCCUUUUCCCUAAAUGUUUCUUUUCUGGCAACAUGCCCGUCAGCAAGACGUUCAUACAGCAAGAUUACUACAAUACCCUUUUACAGAAAGGCAAUCCAUUUUCUCAACCUAUUAAAUUUGCCAUGAACGGGAUCUCAGAUGUGAAAAAUCCUUCAGAGGACAGUGAAAACACCCCAUCAAAUCCCCAAAAGUCUGAAGAGUGGCCUGAUUGGAACGAGCCUGAGGAGCCUGACAAUAAAACUGUCGACAUACAGAUGUGGCCACAGGAGCCACAUGAUACUGCAGAGUCCCCAGUCCCAGUGAAGGAGGAGACUUGGGAUGACUUUGAGCACAGCAACUUCGAAAUGGAAAUAAGCCUCAGAGGCGGACUGCCAGCCACAACUGUUACCUCAGGGGAACAAAAGCCCAUUCCUACUUUGCUUCCACCCACUGAAGAGUGUAGUCCUGUGAAAGUAAGCCUAUCCCCAAGGACCAGCCUCAUACAGAGCAGGGAGGGUGCAAACCAGAAGCCACCAAAAGCAUCGACACAAGAACGGCCCUUUAAGGUUCCAUCCGAACUUGGUUUAGGAGAAGAGUUUACCAUUCAAGUAAAAAAGAAACCAGUGCAAGAUCCUGAGUUGGACUGGUUUGCCGAUAUGAUUCCAGAAAUCAAGCCUUCAGCUGCUUUUCUUAUUCUACCUGACCUGAGGGCCGAGAUGAUGGUUCCCAACAAGAAUGAUAUCUCACCAGUGAUGCCGUUUUCCUCAAAGUUUGCUGCAGCAGAAAUUACUGAGGGAGAGACUGGCGGCUGGGGUGAAGAAGGGGAGCUGAACUGGGAAGAUAAUAACUGGUGACAGCGGGUAUGAAUAAACUUUAGGGGGAAAAUUUUUUUCUUCCAUUAAAUUAAUACCUCAAAAGCAGGCUCUGAGGACAAAAAGACCCGAAGCAGCCUGUUUUCCCCAUACCAGGAGCUUUGUCUUGUGUGUGCCAACUGAAGCAGAGGGCCUCAAGUGCUGGCUUUUGAAAAGCCCUCCAGGAGGCGGCUUCAGAAACUGGUCUCUAGGAGGAAGUCUGGGUGCGGUUGACUGACGCUAGUGGCUGUGGAAAGGCUGGAUUUACUGCUUUUUCCAGGAUGAUUCUGGAAGUAAAAAUAAAGAUCAAAUUUCAAGCUGGUUAGCUUAAUAUUGUGCCAUUUAUUUGAACAGAAUAGUAAGCUCCAUUAAAUGUACUGAAAAAAAUUUAACUAUAAAGUAUAUAAUUUUAAACUACUAAGAUUUCCUUAGGCAGCUUAUUUAUUUGUUUACAGUUCUACUAUCUGAGUGAAAGGUAGGUCCUGUGUGGAUACCUGGGCAGUAUCUAAUUGGUCCACUUGUAGUACAUUAUUACAUUGUACCAAAGUUCAUAAAGAGGAAUAUUCCCAACUACCCUGUUCUCUAAAUGUCAAAUAAAGACUAUUUUCACUAGAUUCAACUUUA